Messenger RNA from Gopherus evgoodei (Goodes thornscrub tortoise), 3028 nucleotides. RefSeq names its product beta-1,4-galactosyltransferase 1 (gene B4GALT1). Bases 16 to 1086 code for a protein of 356 amino acids. Gene Ontology annotation, molecular function: beta-N-acetylglucosaminylglycopeptide beta-1,4-galactosyltransferase activity; cytoskeletal protein binding. The transcript has 6 exons. NCBI's taxonomy places the organism in Eukaryota, Metazoa, Chordata, Testudines, Testudinidae. The record is from RefSeq and is a predicted model, not a curated record. Gene Ontology annotation, biological process: protein N-linked glycosylation; carbohydrate metabolic process.
GCUGAGCGCGCCAGGAUGAAGGAGGCGCAGGGCGGCGGGGCCCUGCCCGGCACCUCGCUGCAGCGGGCCUGCCGCCUGCUCGUCGUCUUCUGCGCCCUGCACCUCUCGGCCACGCUGCUCUACUACCUGGCGGGCAGCGGCGACCUGCGCCCGCCGCGCAGCCCCGAGCCGCCGCCGCGCAGCCCGGGGGCCGCCCGCGCCCAGCCCGGGCCGCCGCCGCCCAGCCCGGGCCCGGCCAACAGCUCCCGCGCCCCGCCCGGGCCGCUGCCGGACUGCCCCGACCCGUCGCCGCUGCUGGUUGGUGCACUGAAUGUGGAAUUUUCCCGGGCUGUGAAUCCUGAGGAAGCUGAGAGGAUAAACCCUAAAGUGAGAGAAGGAGGCCGAUAUGCUCCAGAAGACUGUAAAGCACUUCAGAAAGUAGCAAUCAUCAUACCAUUCAGGAAUCGUGAUGAGCAUCUGAAGUACUGGCUGUAUUAUCUCCACCCAAUCCUUCAAAGGCAACAGCUUGACUAUGGAGUGUAUGUUAUCAAUCAGGAUGGAGAAGAAACCUUUAAUCGUGCUAAACUUCUGAACAUAGGCUUCGAAGAAGCUUUGAAAGAAUAUGACUAUGAUUGCUUUGUAUUUAGUGACGUAGACCUAGUUCCAAUGGACGACAGGAACAUCUACAAGUGUUACAGCCAGCCACGGCACCUUUCUGUAUCGAUGGAUAAGUUUGGAUUUCGUUUACCGUACAAUCAGUAUUUCGGAGGUGUGUCUGCCUUAAGCAAGGAGCAAUUCCUAAAAAUCAAUGGAUUUCCUAAUAAUUACUGGGGCUGGGGUGGCGAAGAUGACGACAUUUAUAACCGGCUGUAUUUUAAAGGUAUGAGAAUAUCUCGCCCAGAUGCUGUAAUUGGGAAGUGCCGAAUGAUUCGCCAUGCAAGAGACCGUAAUAAUGAACCCAACCCACAGAGGUUUGACAGAAUUGCUCACACCAGAGAGACAAUGAAUUCUGAUGGCUUAAAUACGCUGUCAUACAAGGUAGUGAAAACUGAGAAAUACCCACUGUAUACCAAAAUCACAGUGGAUGUUGGCUCACCAAAAAACUAGUGUUGGAGAGGCAGAAGUGAAGACUUAGAAGCUACCAGGGAUAUCUGAUCCAUAGGAUUUUUAUAUGUACUGUUUGUACAGUCAGAAUGAACAAGAGAGCCUCAUUCAGCUAUGCAACGUUUUUCCCAGUCUCCUGGACAAGUGAGACUUUUUAAUCCCAAACGUGACUUUACACAACUUUCUAGCUCUACAGUAUUUUUGUAAGUUUAGAAACUGUAAAUAAGAGUUGUAAAUAUUUACAUUGCCCCAAAAUGCUGGACAUUAUGUAUCUGCUGCAGUGCUCCCCACAGAAAUAUUUUAUUCGAAUGUUGUUCUUCACAAACAAAUGAUGAAUCAGCAAGUACUACCCAUAUUAUUUCUUCCAUACGUUAAAUUAAGUAGACGAGAACACUGCUUUACAUUCUUUGCUGUUGUUACUUUAUGAAGGACUGGAAAAUGCUGCUAAAAUUAUACAAGUUUACACGUUGUGUUACAUUUUUUUUAAUGGAGGCAGUAUCAUUUAUUCUUGUCUAACAUCAUGCAAACCAAACAGUUGGUUCUUUAAUUUUAUGCAGAGCAAGUUUUGGAAAAAUUGCUCUUACAAAAUCUGUAAGAGCAACAGAUUUUAUUAUCUCAGAGGGGAUUUUAAUAACUUGAGUCCCAAUCCUCCAGUGAGUGCUAUAUAGACAGGACAUUUAGGCUUGGUGGGAGCUGCACAGGAGGGUAUAAAUAUUAUGCUUGGUGCAUGAAGUACUGUCUCCAGGUGACCUGCACGGAAGGAUGUCUCUUGUUAGAUAGAGCAGUGUAAGAUGCAUUCUAUUUUUUAAGAAAGGCAAUUUGGUUGUAAUUAUGGGCUGAAACUAUAGUCUUUUUUAAUUAAAAUUUACUGAAAUUAGUUUACUUUCAUAAGAGCUUAUCAUGCUAUUUAAAUACCAUAUAAACUUCACAAAAACAAAAUGCAUUUUUCUUAAUGUUACACAUAAAACUUGAAUUCACUGUUCCUUUUGUUUUGUGAUAUUUUAAGAUAACGUGAGGGAAAUUUGGUUUUUAAAAGAGACAUUUGUAUGUUAAUACCUUAAUUAAACUAGGAUGUAGCAUCAUUGUUAAACAAGGCUUAGAAAUAGCCUGUCCCCACAAUGACUGGUUCUUAUGUGCUUCAUGAUGAAUGAGCCAUGUAUUAAGUUUGUGCUUCACAUCUGGCCAUGAACUCUUCUGAACUCUUUAAUGCUUUAGGACUAACAGGACAGGAAAGAUCAGGCUUACUUCGCUGAUCUGAAGCCUACACUGAAAGUGUGUCUGUUAAGAUGUGAGAAAGUGUUCCAGGUCCAUACUCAUUUGUAACUUCUGCAGCCACUAAGGAAUGUACUCUUUCUUGUUCAUGGCAUUUUUAAACUGCAGAAGGGCGACAGUGCCAGCCUAUACACCUCGCCUUUCCCUUCAGCAUUAUGGCAUUUAGAGCAAGUCAGAAUUUCACAUCAAAGCACCGACAUCUCACCAGCGUUUGUGAAUUUUUUGCCACCUUUCAACCAGCUCAAUCUAAAAUGGCUUAUGCUAAUUGGGCCCGAUCCAAAACUCUCAGGAGUCAGUGGGAGGCUUAGCAGGAGCUCUGGAUCAGGCCUGUGGGGCUACUCCUGCAUCUAGGUGUGUUUACCCCUUGGAGAGUAGAAGUGGAGCUGAAGUCCCAUUUGUUUUAUGCAAGGAAGGAAGGGGCUGAUCUAAGAUUGGGGGCGGGGGGCUAUUUUAUUUAAAUGUGCUUUUUGGCCACUGGCUAUGGCUGAAGGCAUGGUCAGAAACCCCAGUAACCCCACAGGGUGCCUGGGGAGGUGCUUGCCUUUCAGUCUGGUUUGUAAGGGCUUGUCUACCGACCCAUUUGGUUUAGUUUAGACCUGUACACCUACCAACACAAGCUAAACCCAUGUGACAAUGUAUUUUUCUUUCUUCUUAUAAAGCUUUCUUUUUUAGA